UCCCCGUGGCCCCGCCCCUUUAGCCUCGCUCCUGGCCCGUGACGUCAUCACGGCGCGCCUCGCGCCAGCGUCGCGUGGGGCUGCAGGCCCCCGCGCGCCGCUCGAGCCCCCCCGGCUGCCAUGGGCCGCGCGCGGCGCCGGAGGGCGGGGCUGGAGGCGGAGCUACAGCAGCUGGAUUUGGGGCCCGAGGGCGCCGCCCCCACCGGGACGGGCCUGGUCAGCGAUGGAGGGCACGGGGACGGCGGCCCCCGCGGGGGUCCGGCCCUGCAGGAGCUGCUCCAGCGCUGCGUCCCCGUCAAGUGUCGCCCGGCCAGUGACGAGGAGCUGCUGCUGGUGCACAGCCCCUCGUUUGUGGCACAGCUGGAGCCCCCCGACAGCCCCGGCCCGGGAUUUCGGGGUCCCCGCGGGGCCGUGGGGGCGGCGCUGGCGCUGCUGGAGGAGGUUCUGGGGGGGGCCCUGCGCAACGGGGUGGCCCUGCUCAGGGUUCUGAUCGUGGACUGGAACUCCCGGCCCGGGCGGGACCUGCCCCAAAUCUUCCUGGAGGACCCCAGUGUGCUGUACUUUGGGGCUCAGCGGGGUCUGGAGCCGCCCCCCAGCGCCGGGCGGGGCCCCGGGCGGGGAUUCAGCGUGGAGCUGCGCUGGGAGCAGGCCGCUGUCACCGAUGGCGACCACGCGGCCGCCGCCUUCAACCUCCUGCUGCCCAUCGGCCUCCAGUUCCAGCCCCAGCUCGUCCUGGUCGAGGCCUCGCUGGAGGAUUUGGGGGGCUGCCCCUCCCCCCCCGCGCUCUCUCUCCUCACCCAUCUCCUCUCCGCUCUGGCCCGGGGGCGGCUCCUGAUGCUGCUGCAGGGGGGCCCGGAUUUGGGGGCGUCCUCGGGGGGCUUGGGGGCCGUGCUGAGGACCCUGCUGGGGGACCCCGGGGACCCCCCCGGGCCCCUCACCCCCACCCCCAGCGGCCUGGCCAGCAUUGCCCGCACCCUGAGCGUCCACCAGCGCUUCUGGGGCUGCCUGCAGAGCUUCGAGACAGAGGAGGAAGAUGAGGAAGAGGAGGAAGAGGAGGAUGAAGAAGAGGCAGAAGAGGCGGAAGCGGAGGAGGAGGACGAGGAGGAUGAGGAAGAGGAGGAGGAAGAGGAGGUUGGGGGGAGCCCCCCGGAGCCCCCCGGCACAGCGCGGGUGGGGCUGGUGUACGACCCCCGCAUGGAGGAGCACCGCAACACCUGGGACAGCCAGCACCCCGAGGCCCCGCAGCGCCUGCCCCGCGUGCUGCAGCGGCUGCAGGAGUUGGGGCUCGCCCAGCGCUGCCGCCCCGUGCCCGCCCGCCCCGCCAGCCUGCGCCAGCUGCGGGCCUGCCACACGCGGUCCCACGUGCGGGCGCUGUCCCGGUGCCCGCUGCUGUCCCCUCGGGCUCUCCGGGUGCUGUCGCGGCGCUUCCCGAGCGUGUUCCUGUGCCCGCGGUCCUUCGGCUGUGCCCGCCUGGCAGCGGGGGGAGCGUGCGCGGCCGUGGGGGCCGUGCUGCGGGGACAGGUGCGCUCGGCCCUGGCCGUGCUGCGGCCCCCGGGGCACCACGCCCGGCGCGGCUCCGCCGGCGGAUUCUGCCUCUUCAACAACGCGGCCGUGGCGGCGCGGCACGGACAGAGCCUGGCGGGGAGCGCGCUCCGGGUGCUGAUCCUGGACUGGGACAUUCACCACGGCAACGGCACCCAGGAGAUCUUCGAGGAGGACCCCAGUGUCCUGUACGUGUCCCUGCACCGUGGGGACGGCUCCUUUUUCCCGGGGGGUCCCGGGGGGUCCCCGCGGCGCCGGGGGAGGGGUCCCGGCCGCGGCUUCACCGUCAACGUGGCCUGGGGGGGACCCCGAGUGGGGGACCCCGAGUACCUGACGGCGCUGAGCCGGCUGCUGCUGCCCCUGGCCGCACAGUUCGGGCCGGAGCUGGUGCUGGUCUCCGCCGGGUUCGACGCGGGCCGGGGGGACCCCCUGGGGGGGUGUCUGGUGUCCCCCCAAACCUUCGGCCUCAUGACCCACCUGCUGGGGGGGCUGGCGGGGGGGCGCCUGGUGCUGCUGCUCGAGGGCGGCUACAACCUGUCGGUGACGGCCGAGGGGGUGGGGCAGUGCCUGGGGGUCCUGCUGGGGGACCCCCCCUCGCUGCCGCCCCCCGGGACCCCCCAACCCGCGGCGCUGCGGGCGCUGGGCCGGACCCUGCGGGCCCAGAGGGGCUGCUGGAGCUGCCUGCGCCUGCCCCCCGUUGAGCCCCCCAAGGAGGAGGAGGGCGGUGAUGACGUCACUGCCACCGCUGAUGACGUCACAACCGCCGCCGAUGACGUCACUGCCGCCGCCCGCCGCCUGGGGGCGCUGCAGCUCGGGGGCGGGGCCGGGGCCGGGGGCGGGGCCGAGGCAGAUCAGGGGGCGGAGCUUCCGACGGGCCCCGCCCCCCCGGCCGCGAGCGCCGCCUGCUGGGAGGAGGAGGAGCUGGAGGAGGGGGCGCUGUUCGCGGUCACGCCCCUCCAGGGCUGUCCCCACCUGGGGGCUGUGGCCCCUCCCCCACCCGGGGGGGCCCUGGGGGAGCUGCUGCCCCCCCCCUGCGGGGUCUGCGGCAGCCGCCGCGAGAACUGGCUCUGCCUCACCUGCCACCAGGUGCUGUGCGGGCGCUACUCCGGGGGGCACAUGUUGGCACACGGGGGGGCACAGGGACACCCCCUGGUGCUGAGCCUGCGGGACCUGACGGCGUGGUGCUACCGCUGCGGGGGCUACGUCACCCACCCGGUGCUGCUCCCCACCAAAACCUUCAUCUACCGCCUCAAAUUCGGCACGGACCCCCCCACCUCCUCCCUCUGAGCCCCUCCCCCACCCAGCACCCCCACCCCACCCCUCCCCCCUCUCUUAAAGGGCUACACACGUGCCAAACCCCCCCCCAAAUCAUCACCAGCACCCCGGGACCCCCAAACCCCCCCCGGGCCAAAGGCUGGGCCGGGCCCACGGGCGGGGGGAGGGGCAGGAGGGGGGGACUCCCCACCCCCCCCAGAACACGGGGGGGGUCCCCGGGCACGCGGGGGGGGACCCCGAUUUUGUAUCCCCCUCCCCCCUUUUGGAGCUUUUUAAACCCCCUUUGUUACGCCGAGACACCAAUAAAGACACGGGCGAGG
Messenger RNA from Taeniopygia guttata (zebra finch), 3137 nucleotides. Lineage: Eukaryota; Metazoa; Chordata; Aves; Passeriformes; Estrildidae. The record is from RefSeq and is a predicted model, not a curated record.